AUGGAAUUCGAUACUGCGUCCGUUGAGAGACUCGCUGGCGAGCUCUUGGACCGCAUGUUGAACGCUCAUGACCCUCACCAUGGCUUUGCAUCGAUAACCUGCUCUAUCUACGACACGGCCUGGUUAUCGAUAAUCUCGAAGACCGAGAACGGAGUGACACAAUGGCUCUUCCCAGAGAGCUUUUUUUUUCUCCUAGAUGCACAACAGAAAAAUGGCGCCUGGGAGACGUACGCUUCCCCUAUUGACGGCAUCCUCAACACGGCCGCAGCGCUGCUAGCGCUCUGCCAACAUCACGAGACACCAUACCAGCUAGAAACAGACUGCAGCCUCGACAAGCGAAUCUCAUCUGCCAAGCAAGCUUUGCAGAACAUGCUCGAGGACUGGAAUUUUGGAGAUACGCUGCAUGUGGGGUCUGAGAUUCUUGUCCCGGCUUCCCUGACCGCGCUCGAAAGAUACAACAUGCGCUUCCAGUUCAGCGGUCGCGAGGUACUCUACAAAAUAAGAGACAAAAAGCUCUCCAUGGUCGAUAUCCACCGUCUAGAAGACGAGCACGGACCGGCACACUCCAUACUACACUCCCUCGAGGCUCUCGAGGGGAAGAUCGAUUUCGACAAAAUCGCGCACCACAAGGUCCGUGGCAGCAUCAUGGCAUCGCCGUCAGCCACGGCCGCGUACCUGAUCCAUGCGUCAGCUUGGGACAAAGAGUCAGAAGCUUAUUUGCGGCAUGUCCUGGCCCAGUGUAAAAGGGACGGGAAUGGCAGCGUGCCCAGUUUCUUUCCCGCUACGCUGUUUGAGUUAUCUUGGGUUCUAACGACGUUGCUCGCUGCUGGAUUUGAAAUGGACGUGCUGGGGAAGGGGAAGUUGGAGAUAUUCCGGAAAAUACUGGAGGAUGAGAUCCACGCCCAUCAAGGGCUGAUCGGAUUUGCCCCUCAAAUCCAACCAGAUGCAGACGACACUGCCAAAGCAAUUACGUGCUUGAACCUUUUAGGAGCAGAUGUAUCUGUCUCGGCUUUAGUGGACAACUUCAAUCAUGGGGAAUGCUUCAAGACAUACCCUCAAGAGAGGAACAGUAGCAUUAGCACAAAUUGCAAUGUACUAAUGGCUCUUCUGUCCAAUCCUACAAAUAUAGCAAAUCACAGCGCUGUCAUCACGAAAGUUACCAGAUAUCUGUGCAAAAAGUGGUUUACAACGCAAAUAAUCACCGAUAAAUGGAACCUCUCCCCAUAUUACACGAUAAUGUUAAUGGCGCAAGCCUUAACUCAGGCACUGAAAGUCUGGGGUAACUCAAGCAUCCUCCAGAAGGAAGCCCGUGAACUCUUCACAGACGACAUCCCGCUGGCACUCUUCCAGAUCCUGGUCUACGUACUCCAGAGACAACGUUCGGACGGCUCGUGGGAUGGUUCGAAGGAAGUCACGGCAUAUGCACUUAUCAUCGUCGACACCCUGACCGAGAUAGCCUGCCGUCAACUCCAGGAAAAGAAGAUACGGGCUGCGGUCCAUCAAGGCCGGGUAUUCCUCUCGAAAGUCUUCGACAGUCAACCUCACGCAGACAGACUGUGGAUUGAGAAAGUCACGUAUGGCUCGCGAAAUCUCUCAGAAGCAUACAUACUCGCUGCCUUGCAUUCUUCUUCUGUUUACCAGAACGGGGAAAUACCCCAUGUCGCAAAAGCAGACGAUUCGGCCUCUGCCAUGGGAAAUUUCUACACCAAUCUCCCUGUAUUGAAACAGACGCCACAAUGGCUGAUCGACGCGUCCCUGUGCGAAGGUUCUCUUCUCCGUCCACGUCUGCAACGAAAAUGUCAAGAAAUCUUCCCCGAUGGAACCGGUAACGGGGAACACCUCAACUUUAUCCCGUUCACCUGGACAAUGCCAACACGACUGGUUAAGGCUGACCUGGGCGCCGAUGCGCAGCUAGAUAUAAUGGCUUUAUCUGCGUUUCUCUAUACCCUCGAUCACCAUAUGGAGGGUGUCAUCGGUGUGCGAGGGGAGAACGAACGGCGAGACGUGAGGUGUGCCGUAAACAGGGAUUUCAACUAUAUACAGCGUUACGGCCAUUUACCAAGUCCUCUAUCCCUGGACGAAACAUUACAACGUUUUAUCACUUACAUCUGGGAGCACCCCAAGGUCCAGAGUGCAUCAGAAAUCGACAGAAACGCCCUCCUCGUCAAUCUACGCCGCUACCUCCUCGCCCACCUCGAUCAAGUCGAUGACAACCACCAUCUCCACAACCGCCGCACAUCAGGACGAGAAUCUAUCACUGAGCCGCGCCAUACUUCUCUCUUCCAAUGGAUCCAAACAACAUCCGGCCACAGCACAGGCGGGCAAGUCGCCUUCUCCUUCUUCCUCUGCUUGACAGCCUCAGGAACAGAUUCCCUCCCAUCCCCUCGAGCCAAAUACAUCGGCGAAGAACUCUCCCAAUGCCUAGCAGCGCUCUCCCGAUUAGAAAACGACUACGGAUCCCUGGAGCGAGAUAGAUUGGAAGGCAAUCUCAACAGCAUCGACUUCCUCAUCCCAGCUGGACAAAUCGAUAACGGGCAUCUGGAUAGAGUGAACGGCCAGCCAUCAUCUGCGGCUUUAGCUACCGCUAAAAAAGAACUCCUAGCUCUGGCGGAGCAUGAACGGAAAACUAUCAAUCGACUCCUCCAUACCAACCUUCCUGACCUUAUUACACCGGCUGUGUUCAAAGCGCUUACAGUAUUUACCGCCGCAGUCGAUAUCUACGGGCAGAUGUACGUGCUCAAGGACCAUACGCCGCGAAUGGGGGAGAAGCGUGUGCGUCGGGAGGGGAAUGGGAUUGCUGAGAAUGAUUGUGCAAUUGGGUACAAGCGGGUCAAUGCAGACAAGGAAAUUUCGAAUGUGUUGUGA
Molecule: messenger RNA, 2865 nt
Organism: Aspergillus thermomutatus
Lineage: Eukaryota; Fungi; Ascomycota; Eurotiomycetes; Eurotiales; Aspergillaceae
Exons: 4
Coding region: 1-2865 (954 amino acids)
Biological process (GO): diterpenoid biosynthetic process
Molecular function (GO): magnesium ion binding; terpene synthase activity
Source: RefSeq, a predicted model, not a curated record